CCUUCAUCCCUCCUCCUCAAUGCAGGUCCAUCGCCCUGAUAACAUCAAUAGACAGACGGUAGGGGAGAAGAUUGAUGUGAAAUAACAUGUACACACUCACAUACACACACACUUUUUGAGCUUUUAUGCACUUAACUCAUCGCGUCAACACCACCCUUAUAUAAGGUCACAACACACACAUUUGACAUAAUCCCCAUCACACACAGACGGACACACGCACACACACACUGGCACGCGCAUGCCACACACACACACACACACACACACACACACACACACACACACACACACACAGACACACUUUACAGGUCCCUAUCACACAGCUAUAGAUGGCUCAAACUUUACAGGUCCCUAUCACACAGCUAGAUGGCCCAAACUUUACACGUCCCUAUCACACAACUAUAGCUGGCCCAAACUUUACAGGUCCCUAUCACACAGCUAUAGAUGGCCCAAACUUUACAAGUCCCUAUCACACAGCUAUAGAUGGCCUAAACUUUACAGGGCCCUAUCACACAGCUAUGGCCCAAACGUUACAGGUCCCUAUCACACAGCUUUAGAUGUCCAAAACUUUACAGGUCCCUAUCACACAGCUAUAGAUGGCCCAAGCUUUACAGGUCCCUAUCACACAGCUAUAGAUGGCCCAAACUUUACAGGUCCCUAUCACAAAGCUAUAGAUGGCCCAAACAUUACAGGUCCCUAUCACACAGCUAUAGAUGGCCCAGACUUUACAGGUCCCUAUCACACAGCUAUAGAUGGCCCAAACUUUACAGGUCCCUAUCACACAGCUAUAGAUGGCCCAAACUUUACAGGUCCCUAUCACACAGCUAUAGAUGGCCCAAACUUUACAGGUCCCUAUCACACAGCUAUAGAUGGCCCAAACAUUACAGGUCCCUAUCACACAGCUAUAGAUGGCCCAAACAUUACAGGCCCCUAUCACACAGCUAUAGAUGGCCCAGACUUUACAGGUCCCUAUCACACAGCUAUAUAUGGCCCAAACUUUACAGAUCCCUAUAACACAGCUAUAGAUGGCCCAGACUUUACAGGUCCCUAUCACACAGCUAUAGAUGGCCCAAACUUUACAGGUCCCUAUCACACAGCUAUAGAUAGGAGAAGCAGAAACACUCUCACUCUGACUAUCCAAAUCCAUGACAUCACUGUUAAAGAAACAGAAUGAAUACAGAAUUGAGCUACUUUCACAUAAAAAACAAACAUUUUAGAGGACAAAUGGUCAGGCGUGUGGAUGGGCUCAGAACAACAGCACCAGCACUGUGAGAGGUAUCAGUUACCUCCAGGGCUCCAGUGUCUCUGCUGCUCAAUAGCCUGAUGACAUCAGAGACAGGACUCACUCUUCCAUCAAGAUGGGGUUUCAUUGCUCUCAACUGUAGGGUUAUCGCAGGUGGAGUCCUACAUGAUGGUACACACAUACUGUAGAUCUAUGUUGAUAAAACCGCAUUGAAUCACAAUUUAGCAUUGUUUGAAAGUGUUGUGUACAAAUAAUGUAUGUGUAUAUUAGCUAACCUAGUGCCCUUAAAUACACCCUUAUACUGAACGCAUUACCCUGACAAGACAUCCUCCAAAAUUAUAUUCAAUCUAUGGAUUCCUCCUGGUCGACUGUACCACAUAGAAAUGAUAGAUUGACUUUAGAAUAUUGUCCUACAAUAGAUGCACUAGAUACAUGUUGACAAUUGGAUUUGGGACAAUUGCUGAUCCGAGGUUUUUGUCAAAGGAAGAUGAACAAGACAUCUGGAUGAGUAUGGGAUUUGUCAUUGGUUGUCAUGUCAGAAAGCAAUAAGGCAGGUCAUAGCUGUAACUGCAUACAUUCCAUGAUUGUGGAGCGACAAGCUAACAAAAUAACACUAUAGUAUGUUUGGCAGAACAUAACAGCUGCAUGCAUCAUAUAAUCACCAUUUAAACCCACUCUGUGUUAUGUCCAACACCGGAGAUGGAUAAUGUUGGCAAACACCGGAGAUGGAUAAUGGAUCAUGUUGGCAAACAAAUGAAAUCCUUUAAAGCUUGAGGAAUGAGUGGUACUUUGCUGUAAUGGAAUGACUCUUCCUUGCCUGCACCCAAAACUCCUAACCUCCCCUCUAAAACCCCUAACCUCCCCUC
Messenger RNA from Coregonus clupeaformis (lake whitefish), 2109 nucleotides. Its product is annotated as pre-mRNA cleavage complex 2 protein Pcf11-like. The transcript is spliced from 2 exons. Bases 239 to 1174 code for a protein of 311 amino acids. Lineage: Eukaryota; Metazoa; Chordata; Actinopteri; Salmoniformes; Salmonidae. The record is from RefSeq and is a predicted model, not a curated record.